Messenger RNA from Chrysemys picta bellii (western painted turtle), 3289 nucleotides. The record is from RefSeq and is a predicted model, not a curated record. Lineage: Eukaryota; Metazoa; Chordata; Testudines; Emydidae.
CGCCCGCCCGCCGCUAUGUGCCGGUCACAGCCUCCUGGGGCGGCCUCUGCCUCUCCCCUAUGCCGGUGGCUGACAGGCCUGGCGGCUUCCCCUGCCGGAGGGUCUGACCCCGGCGUGGCCUGCCCGGUGACGGGCCUGAUGCCAAAGCCCAAAGCCCAGAUCCUGGGGAGUUCGGGGAAGGGGGUUGUCCGGGGUAGAGGGUUGCGGUUGUCGCCCUGGCCGCAGCCCUCUGCUCAUCUCAGCAGUGUUGUACGUGUGAGUGGUGAUUCCUUGCCGAGCGUGAAAGCUCCCACAUCAACGCAAAAUAUCAGGAGACUCCCAGAUGAAGAUGUUGAAACCAGAGAAGAUGAAGAACAAAACAUCAAAUUGACUGAAAUUUUGGAGUUGCUGGUGGCAGCUGGGUAUUUCAGGGCAAGAAUCAAAGGGUUAUCACCCUUUGAUAAGGUAGUUGGUGGCAUGACCUGGUGCAUCACUACUUGCAGCUUUGACAUUGAUGUUGAUCUAUUGUUUCAGGAAAACUCUACAAUUGGUCAGAAAAUUGCCUUAACAGAGAAAAUUGUGUCUGUCUUACCAAAAAUGAAGUGCCCCCAUCGUUUGGAGCCGCAUCAGAUCCAGGGACUGGAUUUCAUUCACAUAUUCCCUGUUGUACAGUGGCUGGUGAAACGUGCAAUAGAAACUAGAGAAGAAAUGGGAGACUAUAUCCGCUCCUAUUCCAUAUCCCAGUUUCAGAAAACUCGUAGUCUACCAGAGGAUGACGAGUUUAUGCAAAGGAAAGAGAAGGCUAUCAAAACAGUUACCAAUAUCUUUGAGGUUUAUAAACCCCAGAGAAAAUACAAACGUCAGGAUGGAGCAGAAGAGCUGCUAGAUGAGGAAUCUAAGGUUCAUGCCACACUUUUGGAAUAUGGCAGAUUUACUGACUCUUUACUGAGGUAUGGAUUUAGCAGACAAGCAGGCAAAAUGGAGAAGGCUGAAGACAAAAAAAUGGUACUAUCUCAAGGACUUGCAGCGGCAGGAAAGGCUGAUGCCUAUGAUGAUGACGACCUUCAAGCUGCUGAAGAGCUUCGCAUUAAAACACUGAUGACUGGAAUGGCUGCAAUGGCAACAGAAGAGGGCAGGUUAACAGCUAGCACAGUAGGUCAGAUUGUUGGACUCCAAUCUGAUGAGAUCAAGCAGAUAGUGUCGGAGUAUGCUGAAAAGCAAUCUGAGCUUUCUUCUGAGGAGCGUCCAGAAAGACUAGGAGCUACCCAGCAGCACCGAAGGAAAGUGGCAUCACUAAACAAGCAAAUCUCGCAGAAAACCAAACUUUUGGAAGAGUUGCAAGCUAAAUGUGCUGACCUGCAAGCAGGCUGUAGUGAAGCAAAGAAGACAUUAACUGAGGUUAAGAGUUACAGUGAUAAAUUGGACAAGGAGCUGGCAGCCUUAGAAACGGUGGAAUCCCAAGCAGAUUCUAGCAUAUUGCAGAACCUACGAGCACUGGUGGCUAUGAAUGAAAAUCUCAAAAGUCAAGAGCAAGAGUUCAGAGCUCAUUGUAGGGAAGAGAUGGCACGCCUACAGCAAAAUAUUGAGAGUUUGAAAGCCGAAGCAGAGGAAAAUGGGGAAGAAAAGGAACCUAAUAAGAUUAUAGACCAGCAAUACAAAACUGAAAAAGAUAAGCUUCAAAAGAUCAGACUAUUACUGGCCCGAAGAAAUAGAGAGAUAGCUAUUUUACAACGCAAGAUUGAUGAGGUACCCAGCAGAGCGGAGUUAACUCAGUAUCAGAAGAGAUUUAUCGAACUUUAUGGUCAGGUGUCAGCAACUCACAAAGAAACCAAGCAGUUCUUUACCCUCUAUAAUACAUUGGAUGAUAAGAAGGUAUAUUUGGAAAAAGAGGUUAACUUGCUGAACUCAAUUCAUGAUAAUUUCCAGCAAGCAAUGGCCUCUUCUGGUGCUCGUGAGCAGUUUCUGCGGCAGAUGGAACAGAUUGUAGAAGGAGUUAAACAGAAUCGAAUGAAGAUAGAAAAGAAGAAACAAGAAAACAAAAUGCGAAGAGACCAGUUAAAUGAUGAAUACCUGGAACUGCUAGAGAAACAGAGGCUUUACUUUAAAACGGUGAAAGAAUUUAAAGAGGAGUGCCGUAAGAAUGAAAUGCUGCUAUCCAAGCUGAAAGCCAGUUCUUCCUGAGGAACUCCUCUAGCCAGUGAAUUUUAGAAUUGAUUGUUCGGUCCAUAAAUUGAAUACUUUCUGUGGUAACAGUGAUAACUGCAAUGCCUAGAUACAUGUAUAUUGCUAUAUAAGUCUUUAUUUUUCAAUCUGUAGUCUGUUCUACAUUACUUUGUCCAGUGGCUGUUUAUUCUUGAUCACCUCCAUUACACAGUAAAGAGUUAAUGCAGUAGUAAAUUAGGAAUGUUGUCUAAUUUUAUUUAUUUGUUUUUCACAAUGAAGAUAGGAUUAUUUUGUACUUUGGAUUUAAUACUGCACUAUUCUAACUUCAGGACAAUAUAUAUAUGUAUUGUAAUUUUGUAACUUACUCGAAAAAAUAAAUCCAGACACCAUGAAGAGAGAGUGUAGUAAAUAAGCAGUGAUUUGAUAAAUUUAGCCUAAAAGUGAAACAGAAAAAAUUUGUUUUCACUUUUUUUCACCUGCUAAGAAGCCAGAUUUUACUUUAGUUUUACAUUUUAGCCAUAGAUAAGAUUUCAGACAAUAAGAAAUGUGAAGCCUGGUGGUUAAGACUCAAGCAAAUGGAAUCUUAACUUGCAUAAUUCUCUAGUGUAAUAUUAUAGACUUCUGUAUUUUUAUUACAGCGAGUGUAGCUGUUGUAUACCACUUUCUUUGAAACAUCAGCAUUGUGUAGAGGGGGAUUGCUAUUAACUAGUUCCAGACAAAUUAGAUUUUAAUCACUAAGAUCUUCAAGUAUCACUGGUUGGGUUGAAAAAUACAUCUGUCAACACAAAUUCUCUGUCGUCUGCAAUUUGGAAAGAUUAAGCCCCAGAUCUUCUGCUGGUGUAAACGGGUGUAGCUCCUUUGCAGUCAAUGAAGCUCUGCUAAUUACAUCAGAAGGAUUUGGCCCUGAAAAUUUAGAAACUUGUUGAACCCCCUUGUGAAUUUGUAUAGAACAUCUGUAUACAGUAUUUUAUAGUUCGGACAGCUUGUACACAACAGCAAGUUGUUUGGACUAGACUUGCUAAUGUACAACACAUCCUCUUUUGCUAAAAAACCCAAGUUCUUCAUUGUGUUCAGUAACAUGGACAACAGUGCUAUUAAAUUACUGUCUAUGGCAGGUGAAUGUGAAAUAAAAAUGUUUGGAACCCAA